UUGUUUGCAAAUUGCAACGUGGUUCUCUGUCAUCCCCAUGUUUUUUUCCCCGCGCGCCAUUCUCUUCUUCUUCUUCUCUGACUACAAUUGCUAUACUUUGUGUGUUUGUGCCGUCUCUGACUUCCUUUGACACUGAAAAUGGCGAAGAUUUCAUCGGCAAUUGGUUUGAGAACUCUCUUCACUGUUUUGGGAGCUCUCAUGGUUGCCACCCUUCUUUACACUCUCUUCACCGAUGGUUUUCCAUUUCGCAAAGACCUUCUCACACCGUGGAUGGCUGCAACUUUGAUUGAUUUCUAUAUCAACGUUGUAGUUUUGGGUAUCUGGGUUGCUUACAAGGAAUCAAACUGGAUCAUCUCAAUUCUGUGGAUAAUUUUGCUUGUUUGCCUUGGAAGCAUUACUACAUGUGCCUAUAUUGUUUUGCAAUUUCUGAAGCUGUCAUCUCAAGAAUCUUCACAGGAUCCUAUGUACUAUGUUCUGUUGCGGCAUCCAAACAAGAGCGGCACAGAACCAAAAAGAAAGCAUUCUUUUGUUGUGACUCUAAGAAUCCUUUUUGGCAUUUUGGGUGUUGUCAUGCUCGGGACUUUGGUGUACACUCUUGUCACUGAUGGUUCUCCUUUCCGUACAGAGCUUUUAACUCCGUGGUUGGCAGCAACACUAGUUGACUUCUACAUCAAUGUUGUGGCCCUAGCAGUCUGGGUCGCUUACAAAGAAUCUAGUUGGAUUUGUGCAGUCUUAUGGAUAAUUCUAUUGAUAUCUUUUGGCAGCAUUACUACUUGCGUGUACAUUGUGUGGCAGCUGUUCCAGAUAUCUUGUCAAGAUCCUGCUUACCUUGUUUUAGUGCAUCAGGGUGACAGGGCAGAAAACAAAUAUAAGGGGCUUUCUGUUGAGGCAACAUAACAACGAUGUUCAUGAACAAAAGGCAUGUAAAAAUCAUGUGGUAUGUUCUUGCAAAGUUAUGAGUGGAUUGCCUUUAAAGCUUAACAUCUGGCAUUUAUUUCCAUUGAUAAUUACCCAAAAAAAGGAAUCAAGUAACCCUGAACAGAUAUUGUGACACCAGAAGACAGAAAAUGAACAUUGUAGUCUGGAAAUUGUCUCUGCAAACACUAGUAGCGGCUGGACGAUGUCGUUCUCCAAGAAAUAAAUUAAACGCAGUUAUAUCCUCAGUAAUUGUUGACUUUACUUCAUUGGUGUUAUUAUAUGCCCAAUUAGUUACCCUCUAUAACUGUAUUUUAUUAUAAAGUUUAAACGUCUGAAUAAGAGAGUAUGUUAGUACCACUUGCAUGUUUAACCAUAUCUUGAAUUUUGUGGUGCUUCCUAUCUGGCUAUCUGCAUUUUAUC
Molecule: messenger RNA, 1338 nt
Organism: Gastrolobium bilobum
Lineage: Eukaryota; Viridiplantae; Streptophyta; Magnoliopsida; Fabales; Fabaceae
Exons: 9
Coding region: 139-897 (252 amino acids)
Source: RefSeq, a predicted model, not a curated record